Molecule: messenger RNA, 1158 nt
Organism: Cyphellophora attinorum
Lineage: Eukaryota; Fungi; Ascomycota; Eurotiomycetes; Chaetothyriales; Cyphellophoraceae
Exons: 1
Coding region: 1-1158 (385 amino acids)
Biological process (GO): lipid metabolic process
Source: RefSeq, a predicted model, not a curated record
AUGAGUCUUGAUCCGUUCCUACGGUUCGCUUCCGAAAGCGCCAUGCCAUUUCAUCCAGUUCUACACUUCCUCGCGGCGCUCUCUUUGACCGCACUGGCCUUCAAGCUCCCGUUCGCACAGCUACGGCGACUGUGGGCAGGACUCAUUGUUGCUUUUGUCUGGAGAUCAUGGAUCGGCAUCCCAGAACUGACCUCAAGCCCAACCCUGCAAAGUGGCUUCAGUUUGUUCCUGCUUGUAUGGGUUUUGCAUGUGCUUGCAUUGCUGUUCAUCGAAGCAGGCACAUUGUGCACUGGCCGCCAGGAGCUCGUUUGGUCUGAGGUCGGCAAGCUGCUGUUCGAUGUUCGCAGGAUCGGCCAGCGGAGUCUUGAACACCAGCGGAAGGCUUUUGUCAACGGAAAGGAACGUGGCACCACUGGCACCACGAAGAGUCCGGAGGAAGCAUCGAUAUUAUCUUUCUUAAAGUACCGAAUCCUUCGCAUGUGUCUCUGCUUUGCCGCUCUGUACAUCUACGAGACCAACUCACACAGCAUUGCAACAACGAUUUUGAACAUAUUGCAUUCAGCGACCAGAAACCUGUCGCACGCGUCAGGAACGGCGUUGCAGAAAGUAGUCCUCGAUCUAUACAUGACUCUGGAGUUCAUCCUUUCGACAUUCCUCUUCAACAACGGAUUCCACUCGCUGUUCGCAGUCUGUGCAGUUGGCGUGCUCGGACUCGAUACUCCUGAGGAGUGGCCGUUGAUAUGGGGCAGUUUGACCGAUGUGACUUCCGUCCGCAAUUUUUGGGGGUCGUAUUGGCAUCGGUUGGUUGCGAGGACCUUUCUUGCGUGGUCAUCGGUGCUGUUGGCCGGUCUCAAGAUUGACAGACGCUCCGCAUAUGGCCGACGGCUCACUCCGAUCUUGGUAUUCGCGUUGUCGGGCUGUUGCCACGGUCUGACGAGUUGGCUCAUGGGCUUCCGCUGCGGCUGGUGGACGGAUGUUGCUUGGUUCAUCCUUCAGGCGGUCGUCAUGGCACUGGAAGAGUUGUUAGGAAUGGUUGGAAAGAGCACACGGCUCCAAAUGUCACGGAUACAGCGAUUCCUUGGCUGCGUAUGGACUUGGACGAUCUUGUCGCAGAGCAUUAGCUGGUGGCAAUCUGCUAAGGCGCAGUGUAUGCCGUAG